Molecule: messenger RNA, 2368 nt
Organism: Falco peregrinus (peregrine falcon)
Lineage: Eukaryota; Metazoa; Chordata; Aves; Falconiformes; Falconidae
Exons: 14
Coding region: 64-1875 (603 amino acids)
Biological process (GO): telomere capping
Cellular component (GO): shelterin complex
Source: RefSeq, a predicted model, not a curated record
UCCCGCGCGGCUCCCGUUUCCUGUUCCGGGGUCGCGGCCCCUCCUCGGGCGCUGCUCGGCGCAAUGGCGGGAGCGGCUGCCGGCCCUGCGGGGGCUGCCGCGGGGUCACAGCUGGUCCAGCGACAGGAGCUGCUGGUGUCAGGGAUUGUGUAUGAGUCCAAGUAUAUAUCUGCUCCUAAAAUCUACAUCCUGCAGCCUUGGAUUGUCAACCUCUUGUUGAAUUCCCAGCAGGUGGAUACCCAUGAGUGUCUCGUGGCCGGGCAGGUCUUGCAGGUCUUGAGAGACUCAACUGCUCCAGGCCAACCUGGGGUCCUCCAGGAUGCUGUCCUCCAGGUCUCAGAUGGGUCCUACUACAUCCGUGUGGUCAUUACAUCCAAAGCUCUGCAGGCGGACGAAAACACCCAAAUGCAUGUCAGGCUUUCCAGCCUUAUUUGCAGGAUUAUUGUCUUACAGAAGUACACAGUGUGUUUCCGAGAGGAGGCCAGACUGGAGGACUGCGAGUUUUACCUCACAGCCCAGCAGUUCAUCGUGCUGCCUAUGGAGAGGCAGAGAAUGGAGGCAUCUAACGGGAACGAGGAGCCUUCUGUGCUGCAGAAGAUAAAGGAACUCUGGAUGAGGAGUCUCGCUCUGGAGAACGCUGCCAGCUCAGAGGCAUCUGUCUCUCAGCUAAUUGAUGCCAUAGGACAGAACCAGCUGGAGGUUUUGAAGAAAAAUGCUGAGGAAUGCUUGGAUUUGUGGAUGCCCAACAAGCCGCCAGCAGCGGUGAAGGAUGAGGUUUCCACCACUAAGUGGGAAGCACAGCGCAAGAAAAAGUGGGGUGAGGAUGUCUUCAUAGUCCCGGCCAACACCCUGCUGAUCACUUCUGAGGAGGACAUGGUUGCUUGUGAUGCUUCCAAGGCAGACACAAUCAAAGCAACUCCUGGGAAGAGUGGUGACAGCAGGAUGGUGCCAAGUGAUGCGAGCGUCAUAUCCCAAGUCAGCUCCACCGGGUCUACAGCCUUGUCGGAGACCUCGGAGGUAUCCCUGGACAACCCCUGGAACAGGCUCGCCCCAGUAUCUCUGGUCCUGGAGUCUUCAGAUGAGAGCUUUCAACACAGCCUUUCACUGAAGACCCAGCAAGAUAUGGCUGUUAGCAGCAACACCCCCAACUUGCUGGAACAGGGACAGCUGGUGGAGACCUCUUCUCCCUCCCUGCUCUGCUCCUAUGGUGAUACCAGUCUGGUGGAGACCAGCACCACCUGUCCGGUGUCAGCUUCGGAGGCAGCCUGUGAUGCCCCCUGCACUGCUGGGGGCCUGCAGGUAUGGGGGGGCUCUUGGGCGACCCUGCCAUCUCUUUCUCCAGCUAUUCCUGUCUUGCCCAGCAGCCCUUUGCAGUCCUUGCCCAAAGAGAUGCCUUGCAGGAAGCACACAGACUCCAGUGGCACAGCUUUCCCUCCAGAUACAUUGAAAUGUGGUCCGGCUCAUGCCAGGACCCCGGGAGGAGGUGCUGCAUGUGCCAAGAGGAAGCUGCUGAUGGGAGAUGGCCUCAGUGGGCAGAAGCAUCCUCGAAGUGCCCCAUGGGACAGGGGGAGAGACACAGGCAGGCAGAUGGAGCCUGAGAGCACACAGGGUGCAGAGAAGAGAAGAGAGGAGACUGACUUGCUGCAUGGAAAGGAGCCAUCUGAGGAGGAGGAAGAGCAAGCAUGCCCAGUGAGCGGCUCCAGGUCCAAGCCAGAGCAGCACAGAGCUCUGCAGCCGUACGUGAAUGAGAAGCCCGUCGAGUACAAGUACAACACACCAAGCCCCGAGCUCUGCAAGCAGAUAAGAUCUGUCAGGAUCUCAAAGGCAAUGCUGAAGUGGGCAUGCUGGAUACUCACCGGGGAGAUGGACUCCUGAGGCCAGCCCAUUCUUCAUUUCUUCUCUGGUUCAGCCAAAACAAUUUAGGACUGUCUGGGAAGAGCAGCUGGGGGAGGGAUAGGGGGAAAACCAGGACCCCUGUCCCCAAGGGGACCACUUUGUGUGCUGGCCUGGCCACAAAAGACCCUGUUCCAGGAAUGCUGGGGACAUGAUCUGUUGAAGGCCAGCACCCUCAGCAACGGAGAGGGAAAAAGAGCAUUAAUUCAGGGAUGCCUGGGCAUGAGCCAGCAUCCCUUUCCCACCUCUCUCUCUCCAUCCUUUGCACCCACCCAGGCCCAGCAAGUGGGAGCAAGAGGUGCCACCGUAGCAGAGGUGGCAGAGUCCCCACAGCCUGAUCCCUGCUCCAAAGGCAGUGCAGGAGUUUGGACAUUUUAUUGAUUGGUUUAUGUAGGGUCCUGCACUGCUCAUUGCAAAAAAUGUUCAACGGGUUUAUGCUGUAGAAGUUAAAAAUAAAAAUUGUGUAUUUUUUAAA